UGUCAAAAAAAAAAAAGGAAGAAAGAAAGGAGGAGGGCCGCAGGGAGAAAGGAAGUUCUAAUUUUACAGAACGUGAGCGCGUUCAGAAGACAGACUGGGGCGCGACCUGCAGAAGGGACAGAAGUCGUCCCGGCUGGCAUCGGCCGGGUCUUGCAUCCCUGGAAUUGCGCGGCAGCAGAGCGUUUUAGCGGAGAAAAUAAGUCUUACGGGCCGGGGGGGGUCUUUCCUCGCCCACCUGGCCGCCAUGCAAUUCCUCCCGGACUUCCUGGCCUUCAGCCUCCUGCUGGCCGCCUGGGGGGCGAAGGGGAGCCAGCGGAGGGCGGGCGAGGGCGUCUUCCGCCGCCGGUCCCACCGCGUCCAGCACGGCCGCUGCAGUUACACCUUCGUCCUGCCCGAAGCGGAUCCGCCCCUCUGCCCACCCAGCGGAGACCCUUUGGGCAUCAACUCGCUGCAGCGGGAUUCCCCGGCGGAGUCUUUUCCCGGGAAUGACGGGCAGCCCACCUUGCGGGUCCAGCAGCUGGAGAGGACCUUAGAAAAUAACACCCAGUGGCUAAUGAAGCUGGAGAACUUCAUCCAGAUGAACAUCAAGUCUGAGAUGGAGCACAUCCAACAAAAUGUGGUACAGAACCAGACGGCUGCAAUAUUGGAGAUUGGCACCAACCUCUUGAGCCAGACAGCUGAGCAGACACGAAAACUGACCAAUGUGGAGACCCAGGUCCUAAACCAGACCUCACGCAUUGAAAUACAACUCCUGGAGAAUUCCCUGUCCACCAACAAGUUGGAAAGGCAGCUGCUGAUGCAGACCAACGAGAUUCACAAACUCCAGGACCAGAACAGCAUCUUAGAAACCCGAGUCCUGCAGAUGGAAACGAAGCACUUGCGAGAACUGGAGGACCUUCGGACGGAGAAGGAGCAGCUCCAGCAGCUGGUGAGCCACCAGAGCGACACCAUCAAGGGCCUGGAGAAGUCCCUGCACGUCGCCAGCAGGAAUGCCAGCCUCCUUCAGCAACAGCAGCUGCAGCUCCUGGAGUCGGUCCAGAGUUUGGUCUCCCUUGUCUCGCAAGGCAAAGUUCUUCUGAAAAACGAAGACCGUCUGUUUCAAGACUGCACAGACAUCCUUCAGUCUGGAUUCAACCUCAGUGGGGUUUACACCCUCCAUAUUAACAACUUGACUGAACCCAAAAAGGCCUUCUGUGACAUGGAAACAGAUGGAGGAGGAUGGACGGUGAUCCAACGCCGGGUUAACGGCAGCGCUAGCUUCCAAAAAACCUGGAAAGAGUAUAAACAGGGUUUUGGGGAUGCAGCAGGAGAAUACUGGCUGGGGAAUGAGGCCGUCCACCUCUUGACAAACCAGGCAGCCUAUACUCUGAGGGUGGAGCUUCUUGACUGGGAAGGCAACCAUGCCUAUGCCCAAUAUGACAAAUUCCGGCUUGGAAGUGAGCGCCAGCGAUAUAGGCUCUUUCUGAAAGGCUACAAGGGCUCAGCCGGCAUGCAAAGCGGUCUGCCCCUCCAAGGAACUUCGUUCAGCACUCGGGACGCUGAUAACGACAACUGCAUGUGCAGAUGUGCACAGAUGCUUUCCGGCGGUUGGUGGUUUGAUGCCUGUGGCCUCUCCAAUCUGAACGGCAUCUAUUAUCCGGCCCGGCACAACAUCCGGAAACUGAACGGGGUCCGGUGGCAUUACUUCCAAGGUCCAGGAUACUCAUUAAAAGGCACACGGAUGAUGAUCAGGCUUUCCAGCAGCCGUGACGGGGCGUAACGGGGCUGGCCAGGAUGCUGUUCCUCCAAGUCGUAUUGCACAAUCCCUGAGGCCUUGUAGCAUUGGACUCCUGGGGGAAAAGCAAUGAACUUUGGGAAGCAUGAUGCUUUGCGCCGGGCUGGAGACCUCACCACCGAGGAAGGUUGCAAGGAGAAAAAUGCAUUUCAGAUAAGCAAAGAAGCUUGUGGAGGGCUCCUGUGUUUCCAAGGAAAGGAAGACAGGACUCGAAUGUUCCCCAUCUAUCCAAAGGGAUUUGUGUGAUUUAGAUCUUUUGCGG
Messenger RNA from Candoia aspera, 2036 nucleotides. It is a transcript of the gene ANGPT4, whose product is annotated as angiopoietin 4. The coding region runs from base 245 to 1759 and encodes 504 amino acids. The record is from RefSeq and is a predicted model, not a curated record. NCBI's taxonomy places the organism in Eukaryota, Metazoa, Chordata, Lepidosauria, Squamata, Candoiidae. The transcript has 9 exons. Gene Ontology annotation, molecular function: receptor tyrosine kinase binding. Gene Ontology annotation, biological process: signal transduction.